AUGGCGCUGGCGGCCCCCGCGCUCCGGCGGUACCUGCUGCUGCUGGCGCAGGAGCACCUCGCGUUCCGCCUGCCGGAAAUAGCAUCUUUGCUUUCACUUUAUGGUGGACAGUUCAGUGGUGAGCAGGAAAUUCGUGUAAACUCUCCAUUUUGGAUUCUCAGUAUUCCUUCAGAAGAGAUGGCAAGGGAACUAAUGAAACGGACAGUAUGUGCAAAGUCUAUAUUUGAACUGUGGGGUCAUGGAAGAUCUGCAGGGGAGCUCUAUGCAUCUUUGAAGAACUACCCAAUGGGUAAGAUGCUUCCAUAUCUACAGUCAGACUCUACUUACAAAAUACAUAUUCAUACAUUUAAUAAAACACUGACACAAGCACAGAAAAUAAAAAAGAUAGAUGCCCUUGAAUUUCUGCCAUUCAAAGGAAAAGUAAAUUUAAAGAACCCAGAACACAUUUUCUGGAUUUUGGAAGAUUAUGGAAUGGAUCCUAAUAAUGUUCCAGAAGAGCCCUUUCAUCUGUAUUUUGGUAGAUGGAUUGCAGAUGGCCAAAGAGAACUUAUCGAGUCUUACAGUGUAAAAAAGAGACACUUUAUUGGAAAUACUAGCAUGGAUGCCUGCCUGUCUUUCAUUAUGGCAAACCAUGGGAAAGUAAAACCCAAUGAUGUUGUGUAUGAUCCCUUUGUUGGAACAGGUGGCCUUCUAAUCUCCUCAGCACACUUUGGAGCGUAUGUGUGUGGUACUGAUAUAGAUUACAACACAAUCCAUGGAUUAGGCAAGGCAAGCAGAAAGAACCAGAAAUGGAGAGGGCCAGAUGAAAAUAUCAGAGCUAAUCUCCGACAGUAUGGUUUAGAGAAAUACUACCUCGAUGCACUAGUUUCUGAUUCUUCAAGACCAAUAUGGCGAAAAGGAAUGCUGUUUGAUGCAAUCAUUACAGAUCCACCAUAUGGUAUCAGAGAAGCUACUCGCAGAACGGGUUCACAAAAGGAAACAGUUAAGUCAGCUGAAAGAAGCACAGAAAAUCACGUCUUCGUUUCAUCCAAUUAUCAUCUAAGUGACAUCUUUUUUGACCUGUUGAAGUUUGCGGCAGAAUAUCUGGUGAUGGGAGGAAGAUUAGUUUACUGGCUGCCGAUAUACAGGCCUGAAUACACAGAAGAGAUCAUUCCUCGCCACCCGUGCCUGCAACUUAUUAGCAACUGUGAGCAGAUGCUUUCCAGCCACACAUCAAGGCGCCUGAUAACCAUGGAAAAGGUGAAGGAAUUCAAGGAUCAAGAUCAGAAUUCUUACUUGUUGGAUGGCCAAUAUAUGCCAUACAGGGGACACAAUUCAUUCCGUGAGAAGUAUUUCAGUGGUGUGACAAAGAGGAUUGCCAAGGAAGAAAAAGACAAUCAGAAGUAAAAUAUAAUAUAAACAAAUUAAAAAAUGAGGAAAGAAUGAAGAUCGUGUUUCUUUGUAAGGACAUCUGGAUAUGAAUGUUCAUUUGGAUGCUUCAGAAAAAUAAAUACUGCUUUUAAUUUUAAAACAAGUUGAAACCCACAACACAGGUUGAGAGCAGUUCUUUUUAAUUAGCUUUGUUUAUAGCGGAUUUUAUUGUACAAGUUUUUUGAGUCUUAUUUAAUUUAUAUUUGUACUUUCAAGUAUUAAUGAUGAUUGACUAAAACCAUUAUUAUUGUUCUUUCACCAUUAAUGUUUAAAAAAAAGUAGUAGUAUUAUUUGGCUUCUUAAACUGUGAACAUCUGCCUGUUUUAGAAACACGUGGUGGUGAUCAAGGAUUGCUUA
Gavia stellata (red-throated loon) is the source of this 1767-nucleotide messenger RNA. It is a transcript of the gene TRMT11, whose product is annotated as tRNA methyltransferase 11 homolog. Gene Ontology annotation, biological process: methylation. Bases 1 to 1386 code for a protein of 461 amino acids. Gene Ontology annotation, cellular component: cytoplasm. Lineage: Eukaryota; Metazoa; Chordata; Aves; Gaviiformes; Gaviidae. The transcript has 13 exons. Gene Ontology annotation, molecular function: nucleic acid binding. The record is from RefSeq and is a predicted model, not a curated record.